CAAUAGAAAUUUCAUUAUUUGAUUUUUUAAUUUGACCAAAUAUAAUUUGACAUACAAUUAUAAAAGUGUCGCCUCUGGUUCUGAACCGUCUAACAGCCAGUCUUCUCCUUGUGACCCUGAUUGACCAGGAGAAGAGAUCCUUAGCUUUAACACAUUAUCUCAAUAGCAAAAGUGAUAGUUCAAUUGAAGUUCCUAGACAUGACUAAUAUUGAAUAUCAAAACAAAAACGUGGAUUCCGAUAAUACAGAUGACGUUGACAUAACAGUUAAAAUAGAUGACCUGCAAUCAAAAGUUGUAUCAAUUAAUUUAAAUCUUAAAUAUAAGUUAUCAAAAGUCCGGGAAAUACUUAAACAAAAUAGUAAAGUCAAAAUGGACGAUACAUUAACAUUUGCAUAUAAAAUUAGUCAAAAUAAUAAUACUAGAGGCUCACUUGCUGAAAUAGCAAGAGAAGAUGAAGAAAAGAAGAUUUUAGAAAACAUUAUUAAUAAAAAAAGUAAAACUUUAUAUUUAACGUCAGAACUCAAUUGGAAAUGUUUUAAAAAUAGACAUAAACUAGAAUAUGGACGUGACGUAACUUUUGAAAAAGCUAAUAAUAGAGCAUUUACAAUAGUGGAUUGUGAAAUGAAUGAAAUCGUUGAUGGAUACGAAAAUCGUACAAUUAAAAUUGAUUCGGAAGAAAAUAAGAUUAUAGAAAAUGAUUUGCUCUUAAUUGCGGAUAUUGACAUACCAAAUUUUGAAAAAUUGGGAGUAUCAUUCAAAAAGUCAAACAUUAAAAAUUCUAAUGUUACAAUUAAUACAACUUAUAAUAUUAUUGAACACAAAAAAAUGUCUUUAAAAUUUAAAUUAAAACCAACUAUAGAAUUCAUUGAAGCAGUAAGGAAUGUAAUAAAUUCUAAUGAUCCUAGAAAAUUUAAGGAUGUCAUAAGUGAAUUUGGUCAAUUUAUUUCAAAAGAAAUUAUUUUGGGUGGAUGA
Molecule: messenger RNA, 972 nt
Organism: Rhizophagus irregularis DAOM 181602=DAOM 197198
Lineage: Eukaryota; Fungi; Glomeromycota; Glomeromycetes; Glomerales; Glomeraceae
Source: RefSeq, a predicted model, not a curated record